This is a messenger RNA of Equus quagga, 4876 nucleotides long. It is a transcript of the gene PGBD2, whose product is annotated as piggyBac transposable element derived 2. Gene Ontology annotation, molecular function: sequence-specific DNA binding. The transcript is spliced from 4 exons. Bases 358 to 2076 code for a protein of 572 amino acids. Lineage: Eukaryota; Metazoa; Chordata; Mammalia; Perissodactyla; Equidae. The record is from RefSeq and is a predicted model, not a curated record.
AAGCGCUCUCGUGCCGGACGUUGCGCGGCCGCGACGUCCGACGCCGGCGCGGAUGCGGGGUUCCAGACUCAGCCCUGCUCCUGGUGUCCGGUGCGGCACCGCAAGGCUCCGCCCGGCCAGAGCAGCGGUGUAAGAUAUGUGUGCUCUGGAACACCACAGACGAACGCCUUCUGCCUGCCAUUCCCCGUCUGCAGACGGCGGUCUGCCCAAGGGGUGAUUCUCCGACUCUGCGCUUAGAGACAACCCCAUGUCCCCAGUUCAUCAUGGCUACCACCUCAAGGUAGGGGUGCUGUUUGAUGACAGGCUUUCUGCAGCGUCCUCACUGCCAGGAGAUGUGCCGGCUCAAAGCUGAAGUCCAUGAAGCUGCUUGAGGUUCUGAAUGCUCUGGAGGAGGAGGAGUCUGGUUGCAGCAAGGAGGAGAUCUUCAUUGUACCUCCUGAUAAUGCUGCAGGUGACUUCACUGAUGAGGACUCAGGUGAUGAAGAUGGCCAGCGAGGGGCCCACCUUCCCGGCACUGUGCUGCAUGCCUCUGUUGUGCCUGAGGACUCCAGCACUGAGGAGGAGGAGGAUGACCUGCAGCUGCAGCCAGCCAUGAAGAGGUGGAAAGCAGGAGUGGCACCUCAGCGUGUCUGGACCAAAAGAGAUAUCCGACCAGACUUCAGCAAUUGGACAGCAUCAGAUCCUCAUAUGGAGGAUCUCAAAAGCCAAGAACUGAGUCCUGUAGGCCUCUUUGAAUUGUUUUUUGAUGAAGGAACAAUUACUUUCAUUGUUAAUGAAACCAAUCGUUACGCUUGGCAGAAAAAUGUCAACCUGGGUCUCACAGCCCAGGAAUUGAAGUGUGUUUUGGGCAUUUUGAUUUUAAGUGGGUAUAUCUCCUAUCCGAGGAGAAGGAUGUUUUGGGAAACAUCUCCUGAUUCACAUCAUCAUCUUGUGGCCGAUGCAAUUAGAAGGGACAGAUUCGAACUGAUCUUCUCAUACCUGCAUUUUGCAGAUAACAGCAAGCUGGAUGAAAGUGAUAGGUUUGCCAAGGUCAGGCCUCUCAUUGUGCGGAUGAACUGCAAUUUCCAGAAGCACGCGCCCUUGGAAGAGUUCUACAGCUUUGGCGAGUCCAUGUGUGAGUACUUUGGACACCGGGGGUCCAAGCAGCUGCCUGUGGGGAAGGCUUUGCGGCUGGGCUAUAAGAUCUGGUGUGGGACGACCAGCAGGGGAUAUUUGGUAUGGUUCGAGCCCUCGCAAGGCACACUGUUCACUAAGCCAGACAGGGGCCUGGACCUAGGAGGCAGCAUGGUGGUAAAAUUUGUGGAUGCGCUGCAGGAGCGCGGCUGUCUGCCAUACCACAUAUUUUUUGACAAGGCUUUUACAAGUGUCAAACUGAUGUCUGUUCUGAGGAAAAAGGGGGUGAAGGCCACAGGAACUGUUUGUGAGUACAGGACCGAGCGGUGUCCCCUCAAAGAUCCCAAAGAACUGAAGAAAAUGAAAAGGGGUUCAUUUGAUUACAAAGUUGACGAGAGAGAGGAGAUCAUCGUGUGCCGCUGGCAUGAUAGCAGUGUGGUCAACAUCUGCUCCAAUGCCAUAGGCAUAGAGCCGGUGGGGCUGACCAGUCAUCACUCAGGAGCAGCCAAAACACGGACCCAGGUCCAUCAGCCGUCCCUGGUGAGACUGUACCAGGAGAAGGUGGGGGGUGUUGGCCGGAUGGACCAGAACAUUGCCAAGUACAAGGUGAAGAUCCGUGGCAUGAAGUGGUACUCAAGCUUCAUUGGCUACGUCAUUGACGCUGCCCUUAACAACGCGUGGCAGCUGCACAGGAUCUGCAGCCACGAUGCCCAGGUGGACCUUCUGGCCUUCCGGAGAUAUGUAGCCUGUGUGUACCUGGAGAGCAAUGCUGACACGUCAUCCCAAGGGAGGCGAAGCAGGAGGCUGGAAACCGAGAGUCGCUUUGACAUGAUUGGGCACUGGAUCGUCCACCAAGACAAGAGGACCCGGUGUGCCCUCUGCCACUCACAGACCAACACCCGCUGUGAGAAGUGCCAGAAGGGCGUCCAUGCUAAGUGCUUCAGGGAGUACCACAUCCGGUGAUUCCCACUGGGCAGAGGGAGCCCUGUGAAUGUUUGGUUUAUAAUGAGAUAUUUACAGCUAAUUACAUAUAGUAGUUGGAGCACUUGAAUUUUGUUGUGUUGGAAAAAAGAGACCUGAAUCCCUGAUGAUUUGAUCUUGUAUUUUCUCCCCAACUCCGUUACAAUUAUCUUUUUAUUGUCUUCUGUUACAACAAAUUAAUAUAAUAUUUAUAUUAGUAAUUGUAAAUGUUUGUAAAUCUGUAUUUUAUUCUGUUAUUUGUUUCAACUUAUAGCCCCUUUUUACUCAAAUAAAAAUCUUGCUUUGAGGUAUAGCUGAGUCCUAGUAAGGACAGUCAAGUGUAACCGGAAACUUUGGUGAACAGUAAAGAGAUUUUACAGUUGUAUGUUAUCAAUUGUAAUCUAAGACAUAGGCAUUAGUAUGUAAAUGUUGUAUCAGUAUGAUGAAAGUAUCUUAAUCAUUUACUUCAGUUUAAUCCAAUGUUAGCAAAUUGUCCAGGAACAGAUAAUCUGCCUUGUGUUUAUCCAGACAACUGGAUUUGUAGAGUUUGUAUUUUCUUGAUAAAAAUAUUUUCCUAAUACCCGUGUAUCCAUGUGGAAUCCAUUUUUAUAAAGAGUGUGGUGUAAGGAUCUGGUUUUUCCUCCAAAUGGAUAGGUCAGCAUUUUGUAUUAAAAGUUAUAUGUAUUUUCCCACUGAUUUAGAUUCUGCCUCUAUAAAUUCCUGAACUUUGGGGGAAAGUAUUGAAACAAAGAAAAAAUUUUAUUUUGGAAAGGCUAGUGGAAUAUAAUCAGAAUAAAAGAAAAACAUGUAAAAAUUUGGACCUAUCAGAAAUCUAAGACAAUAUGUUGAAUAUCUUCUCUUUAUUUGGGAAAGAACUUUCUAGUACAGCACUAUUAAAGAGGACCACAACAAUAUAUUUAACUAUAUAAAGUGUAAAAUUGAUAGUCAUUAUUAAAGUUAAAAUGCAAAGAAUUUGAGAAACUAUAUUCCACAUUAUUACAUUUGUAAUAGUAUCCUCAGUGAAUAAAGAUCUCAUAAACACAUGGAUGGUAAGGGUAAAAUGUACAAUGUUAUAUGAAAAGACGAAAGAUGGAAGAUAAAAAACAAAUGAACAGUGAACAUGUCUAAGAGGCUCCUCUCUGGUGGUAGUAAGAUGCCAAGAGAAGCAAUUACUAGAUCCCCUUUUUUAAUCAAACUAAUUUGUUAUUUGUACUUAUUACUGUUGGUGUGGGUGUAGAAAGGUGGCAGAAUCAUGCGUUACCUGAAGCAGUGUAAAUCUGUGCAACCUUUCUGACAAUUUAAGGUCCAUCCAAAAUCUUAAAAAAUGUUCAUAUCCAUAGAGUAAAGCAAAUGUUUAGUCCAUAGUGAUAUAAAUAUAUAAAAGGGGAGAAGGGGUAGAUCCUCCCUUCAGUAGAAUCCCAAUUAAUAAAUGUAGAAGGAAGGAUGGAAAUAAAAUACUUUUGGAAAACACCACAGUAGUAAUUUUGCAGCAAGCAGUAUCAGUGGCUGCUAAACUUAGUGGGGCAAAGCAUUUCCUCAAGAUACCCCUCAGUUACAAAAGGAAUAAACAGUAACUCCUCUGGAUAAAUCAGGCAGACACCACCUCAACCAAGCAAUCAAAGUGAAUAUCACCAAUGACGAGACCUGUAGACGACAGAUGUUCAUCCCAACCCCAAGUAUGGUGCACUGUGGUGUUCCUGCCCAGAAGAUGCAAUCUGAAUUCCAAAUCAUGGGAAAACAUGAGAGACCCAAAUUGAGGGACAUUCCACAAAAACAGUUGGCUAAUACCCUUUGAAAGUGUUAAGGCUGUAGAAGGCAAUAAGAAUGAGGAACUAUCCAAGAUUAGAUGAGACCAAGGAGUAUGACAAAAUGCAAUGUGUGAUCCUGGCCCAGGUUCCACAAAAAAGAUUUCAAAAAAGGACAUUAAUGGUGCAACUGAUGAAACUUGAAUAAGGUCUGUAGGUUUAUUAAUUUUAUCUUAUAAAUAUUAAUUUUCUGCGUUCGACAACUGUUCUGUGGUUAUGCAAGAUGUCAGCAUUUGGGGAAGAUGGAUAAAAGGAACAGUGCAUACUGUUACAACCUUUUUGUAGGUCCAAAAUAUUUUCCAAAUGUACAUUAAAAAAGUGUUCAUACUUUUGGUACAUCAUUUCCAUCUUUAGAAAUCUAGCCUGGUCACUUUAAAAUGUUUGUUCUAAGAAGAAAUUGUUGAGCAAAUUUCUUUCUGCUUUUCAGUUUUCAUCCCCUGCAUCAUGAUGAUCCAUAAAUAUUAGAUACUUACCAGCUAUUUUUUACCUUACUGAUAGUCCAAAGGAAUUAAUUGAAAUGAUUGUGAAAACAGUCUGUAAAGCUUCCAGAAACUACAGAAUGGCCAAUUGUGACUCCUGCCUUAAGAGAUAAAGAAAAUACUGCCACUGGGAAAGAUAUAUAGUUACAGGUUGUAAAAACAGAUGUGGGACUGUGCAGUUUUCCCCAGGCCACUAACUCAAGCCAAAACUAACAUUCGGUAGAAGACUGUGUAGACAGUAUCGAGGAUCAUACCUGGCUGUCAAGGCCAGAUGACAUUCCAUGCUGGCAUAUUCUCAGAGGAAGAUUUUAAGGUACCAAAUGAAACUAUGGGCGGUCACUAACUCUACAAGCGGGGAAACACUUGUACAGAUUAUCUGCCUUGUCUACUAAGUACCACGGAACCCUUCAUGAAUCUUUUAACUGGAAACAAUAUGAAAGUUGUCGUGCUUAUUCUAGAUGGUGUUUUAAGUAUUUUUCUUUUGCUAAGAAACUAGACACAAUAAAAAAACUUAGUAUA